AGCAAAGCUCUGCUCCCCAGCUUGCACCAUGGAAGCUUGUCACCUUCCACAGCAAUCCAAUGUCACUUCCUAUGGAGCCACAACUGUGGCCAUCAUCACCCUGGAGGUGUUUGCAGGCAUGUGGAUAAAUGCUUUCAUUGUUUGUGUGCUUUGCAUUGCCUGGGUGAAAAAGAAAACCCUGAACUCCAAUGAGAAGAUCUUGCUGCUGCUGGGAUGCUCCAGGUUUUGGUAUUUGUGCCUCUCAUGGAUAUAUGUCUUUGUCUCAAAUAUUUUUCCCUAUUUCCUUCUGGUUCAUCCCAUAUUUCAACUACUUCAAGGUUCUUACUGCUUUUUUAAUUGUUCCAACUUGUGGGUUUCUGCCUGUCUUUGCGUUUUUUAUUGUAUAAAAAUUGCCAAUUUCAGGAACAGGUUCUUUGUCUACCUGAAAGUAAAAAUUGACAGGAUGGUGCCAUGGCUUCUGUUGGGGAUAGUGAUUUUCUCCCUGAUUUUUGGAAUUCUUGCCUACGAAAGUAUUGAUAAAGCUGUCUGUAAAAGCCUCAAUUUCACCUGCCAAGAAAGAUUUUGGAAAGCAACUAUUGGGAUAGAGGAACAUUUUUUCCCUCUUUAUUUUAUCACAGGUUUUUUAUCUACCACUUCAUUCAUGGCAGUCAUCUUUGCUGCUCUUUUCCUUCUCUUUUCUCUCUGGAGACACAAGUGCAAGAUGCAGACAAACUCCAUGAACAGCCUCAACAUGGAUGCCCACAUCAGAGCCAUGAAAUCUAUUUUCUCCUUCUUAGUGAUGUACAGCAUCAACUUUAUCUUUUUGAUCUUGACUCUAAUUUAUUCAAUGGAGUACCGAAAUCAUUUUAUUGUAAUAUAUCUUGCUAACUUAAUUCAACAUGCUUAUCCAGGUGUUCAUUCCCUUAUUCUGAUUUUCAGCAAUCCCAAGCUGGAAAAGACACUGCUUAGGAUUGUCUCCUGUGUGAAGUGCAAGCUUUGCAUGAGGUAG
Molecule: messenger RNA, 988 nt
Organism: Serinus canaria (Common canary)
Lineage: Eukaryota; Metazoa; Chordata; Aves; Passeriformes; Fringillidae
Product: taste receptor type 2 member 9-like
Exons: 1
Coding region: 29-988 (319 amino acids)
Biological process (GO): sensory perception of taste; detection of chemical stimulus involved in sensory perception of bitter taste; G protein-coupled receptor signaling pathway
Cellular component (GO): membrane
Molecular function (GO): bitter taste receptor activity; G protein-coupled receptor activity
Source: RefSeq, a predicted model, not a curated record